AUGUUAUGAAAAAAGUUUCCGUAUAUACUUAUAAAUAAGAAUAAUAAACCCAGCUCUGACAAAACCAUGCUAUUUUUCAUAAAUACCUUAAUAAAGGCAUUUUAUAUAUAUAUUUCCCGUUUUAUUUAAAUAGAAUAUGGAAUUAUACUUCACCAUAUAGUUAUAAGUAUGAAGCUUUUAUAUCAGUCAGCCAAAGAAGGAGUCAGAGCUUGCUUGCUUGCCCUUAGACUUGCUGGUCUAAAAGCGAAGCAAACUACAGAAAACCUUCCAUUAGUAACUCUACAAUUGGAUGAAAAAGACAGGACCGGAAAUCCUCUAGAAGUAAUGGGAGAGCUCAGUAUCUGCAGAUAUGCCAUGGAACAGUGUCCUUGGAACGUCUCAGAUAGCCUGCAUCUUGAUGAGUGGAUUUUGUAUUAUCUUAAGCCAAUGGCAGAACUUUCAUCUAAAUCUGCUAUAAAAAGCAACGAAGCCCUAUUAGAAGCCAUUGGGUCUUUAGAGAGAUCAGUCAAAGGCGACUUUAUAGGAGGUCCCCAUCCUGCAUCUGCUGAUAUUUUAGGGUUCGCUUACUUGUUCCAAUUCUUCACAGGAAACCCAUGGAUGAUGAAAAAGUUCCCUGUGCUUGGUGAAUGCUAUAAAAAGCUCAGCGAAAUUUAUUCUGGCGUGCAAGAAGACCUAGGAGAACAAACUGUAGCUGCCAAGCCUAAAAAAACAGUGGAGUACUUUGAAGGAAGCCUAAAAAUUCAAAGAAACAAAACGAAAGUGUUGCCAGAAGAAGGUAAGAGAAAUAUACUUAUAACAAGUGCCCUCCCUUAUGUGAACAAUGUUCCUCACUUUACUCCCCAUAAUAAGCAAAUUCUUGGGGGGUUUUGUACAAAAUUUUCAAAUAGUAAAUUUUUAUUGAAUAGUUCGAAAUUUGCUUAUUAUAGGGGAAUGCAUUUUUGACUGAAAAACCUAAAAUAAUAACUCCCCCCCUCCGUGAGUGAACAAAACCAUUAGAAAAAUCCCUAUUUUUUGCCCAAAAACCCACCUCCGUGAGCGAACAAAAAUUUUAUUAUGAAAAAAAAAUUGAUAUAUAUAAGUGAUAAUUAUUAUAAUGAAAUCUCGAGCUAAUUCUGUUUAAUUUUAAACAAAUUGCGUUUUAAAAACAUAAAUUUUAUAAAAUUAAAUUAAUAUUUGUUUCCCAAUUUUUUGUGAAUUAGGAUUUUUUUAAAUUUCGAAAAAAAUAUUUUUUAAAAAAUUUAUAUAUAUAAAUUUUUUUAAAAAAAAAAAUUAAACCCCUCUCCGUAAGUGAACAAAAAUGUUUUGUUUACUCACGGAGGGGGGAAGUAAGCAAAUUUUGAUCUAUUCAUAUAAAAAUUUACUAUUCGAAAAUUUUUUGCGCAAAAAGAAUUUGUUUAUUACUGGGGAGUUAGGUAACAUAAUUGGCUGUGUUUUAUCAGCUGAUGUAUACGCUAGAUACUGCAGACUUAGAGGCUACAACACAAUCUUUAUCUGUGGCACUGAUGAAUAUGGCACUGCCACCGAAACCAAAGCUAUUAAAGAAGGCUUAACACCUCAAGAAAUCUGUGAUAAAUAUCACGCCAUCCAUAAAACAAUUUACGAUUGGUUUGAUAUUGACUUUGACAACUUCGGAAGAACUUCGCAUCCAAAGCAAACAGAAAUCGCCCAAGACAUUUUCCUUAAGCUUUAUAAUCUAGAAGAACUUAUAGAAGAUGAUGUCGAACAGUCAUUUUGUGAGCACUGUAAUAGGUUUUUGGCAGACAGGUUUGUUAAUGGAACUUGUCCAAACUGUGCUUAUACAGGUGCAAGAGGUGACCAAUGUGAUGCCUGCGGAAAAUUGUGCAGCCCUGAAGAAUUAGUUGACCCUAAGUGUAUGCUGUGCAAUAACACCCCAGUUAGAAAGACAUCUCGCCAUAUAUUCAUAAAUUUACCAAAAAUUAAAGAUAGACUUGAACAGUGGAUUGGGGAAAGCUCAGCCAAGGGAAAAUGGAGCCAGAACUGUAUGCAAACAACACAGUCGUGGAUCAGAGAUGGAUUGAAGCCACGGUGUAUUACAAGAGAUCUUAAAUGGGGAAUUCCAGUCCCACUACCAAACUUUAGUGACAAAGUCCUUUAUGUGUGGUUUGAUGCUCCCAUUGGCUAUAUUUCUAUGACAGCUACUCAUACAGAUGACUGGGAAAAGUGGUGGAAAAAUCCAGCUCAAGUCGAAUUAGCACAGUUUAUGGGGAAAGAUAACAUUCCUUUCCAUACUGUCAUUUUCCCAUGCAGCUUGAUAGGGUCAGGAGACAAUUGGACUAAACUGCACACCAUUUCUACUACAGAGUAUUUAUCCGAAUUCUAUUUAUAUAUAAGGCUAAUAGGGCUAUUUAUAGCAUUAAAUCUCAAAUUUAAUCAAAAUCAGCAUAAAUUAUGAGGACGGAAAGUUUUCAAAGUCAAACGGCGUCGGAGUUUUUGGAGAUAAUGCAAUGGACACUGGAAUUCCUAAUGAAGUAUACAGAUACUAUUUACUAGCUAACAGGCCUGAACAAUCAGAUACUGUCUUCAAAUGGAGCGACUUAGCUGCCAAAAACAACAAUGAGCUUUUACCAAACGUCGGGAAUCUCUGCAACAGACUUUUCAAGUUCUGGAUGAAACUAGACCAAGAACUUGGAGUUGCAGGAGAGCUUAACUCACUUGACUUAGAGUCCCUCAACGAAGCUUACCAACUGCUCCAAAAAUACGCACAAGAAAUGGAAGAGCUUAAAAUCAGACAAGCCUUAAAAACAGCUAUGGACAUUUCUGGUGCCGGCAACAAAUACAUCCAAAACAGCAAGCUGUGGGAGCUCAAGAAAAUUGACUUACAAAGACUCCAAACUGGGCUAGUCGUUUCUAGCAACAUCAUAAGAGCUGCCAUUCUUGCUUUAGAGCCAUUUAUUCCUGGAUUUUGUGCUAACUCCCCCCCCAUCCUUGAUCGAACGAUUGACUGUAAAAAUUCCUAAAAAAAUUGGGAAAAUUAACCCCCAUCCUUGAUCGAACGAUUUUCAUAUCAUGCAAAUUUUUAUAUAUAUAUAAAAUAUAUUAUUAUUUAUCAAAAGCUUGGGAAGAUGUACAUAAUGAAGUUGUUUUCAGAGGCUUUGAGACGACAGAAAGCUGCGGAAUCAACCAUCCGAAGUGAUUUAGUCAUUAACAUAUGCUUAAAAACUUAAUAAUCUAAUAAAAUAAAGAUUCUUUAAAAUUUUUUUUAAAAAAAUUUAAUUUAAUAAGGAACAAAUUAAAAUUUAUACAAUUUAAAGGGGUAACUAAUAAAUCAAAAUAUUAAAAAUUGGUAUUUUAUGAAAUAAAUUAAAUUUUUUGCUGUAAAAAUAAUUAUUAAAUAUUCUUAACCCUCUUAUUCAAAAGUAAAUAAAAAAAAAAUCUAUAUAUUUUUUUUUAUUUUAUAUAUAAAUUUUUUUUCCCGAAAAUUUUUUUUUUAAACCCCCAUCCUUGAUCGAACGAUGGCGAGUCGUUCGAUCAAGGAUGUGGGGGGAGUAAGGUUUAUUCUCAGUUAUCAAUAGAAAGAACUCCAAGAGAAGACACCUUACUCAAAGAAGUCUUAGAAGCCAAUGACCCACUCUCCAUUUUAACAUUAUUGAGCCCUCAUACGAGGAUAACGCAAGCAGUUCCUAUUAUAAAGGCUAUUACUGAUGAAAAAGUAAACCAGCUUAAAGAAAAGUUUGCAGGGCGUCAGAAUUAA
Molecule: messenger RNA, 3712 nt
Organism: Blepharisma stoltei
Lineage: Eukaryota; Ciliophora; Heterotrichea; Heterotrichida; Blepharismidae
Source: the annotation of a GenBank genome assembly